Molecule: messenger RNA, 615 nt
Organism: Penicillium maclennaniae
Lineage: Eukaryota; Fungi; Ascomycota; Eurotiomycetes; Eurotiales; Aspergillaceae
Exons: 1
Coding region: 1-615 (204 amino acids)
Source: RefSeq, a predicted model, not a curated record
AUGAUCAAUACCCUAUCCAUCGCCGCGUCCCUGCUGACGCUGGCAACAACCGUUCUGGGCAGCUGCGAGACCAUCAGCUAUACCACCUGCGCCGAUAACAUUGUGCACUGGUACGACCCAACCAACGGCGAAGUCUGCGAUCCCCUCGACUGCGGCGGUGGUCGUGCCCCCGUCAAGUACGACGUCCCCUGCUGUGCGGCAUACACUGGCACGGAGCCCUGCGUUUCGACAACCUCUACUCUCUCUUGCUGGAAGCCUUCAUCAGUCUUGGCUUCUACGACAGCAGCAUCCACCUCGGCCGAGGCCACUGAGGCCACUGUGACCGAGACCGCUGUUACAUCUACUUCUACUGGCGCGGCGAAGACUUCCGGAAGUGAUUCUAGUAGCACUGCGCCGUUGACCACCACUGCACCGACUACCUCCACUGCUGCGACGACGUCGAAGAGUGAAGUGUCCAGCAGUGGCUCGGUCGCAUCGAGUGAAUCUGCGACACCCAGUGACUCCACCGAAACAAGCAGCUCCGCUGCGCCGGUCUCUACUAAUAUGGCGGGCGGCUUUGUUAGCUCCUUGAAGGUUGUUGCGGGUGCUGCGAUCGGAGCACUUGUUCUUGUCUGA